GACAGGGGAAGCUCACGGCCGGGCGAUCCCGCUCUCCCACGGCAGCGCUGGGCGAAGCGGGGGCUGCCGUGGCUGCCCGGCCGGGGGUCCCGUCAGGAGCCCCGUGGGAGCGGGGGGUCCUUGCCAGCCGGAGCAGGAGGGCUGACGGUAGGAGGUGACUCCUCUCCUCCCUGAAGUGACAUGGAGCAGCUGAAGUGACCUGAGGAGCCGUCGCAGCGGUGCCCGGGAUGGGCUGUGUGCCCUGCAAAGAGAAGGGGGCUGGCAAAGGGCAGGCAGGGGGAGAGGGAGGCUCCCUCCAGCCCCCUGCCUCCCAGUACGACCCCGACCCCACGCAGCCAGGGGCCGCCUUCACCCGCAUCCCCGACUUCAACAACUUCCAGGGGCCAGCGGUGCCCCUGGCCCCGUCCUUUGCGGAGCCGGGGGGCUUCACCUCCAACGUGCUGCAAACGCGGAGCGGGGGCAUCACAGGCGGGGGGGUGACGCUCUUCAUCGCCCUGUACGACUAUGAGGCCAGGACGGAGGAUGACUUGUCAUUCCAGAAAGGGGAGAAAUUCCACAUCGUCAACAACACGGAGGGGGACUGGUGGGAGGCCAGGUCACUGAGCUCGGGUGCCACGGGCUACAUCCCCAGCAACUACGUGGCCCCUGUGGACUCCAUCCAGGCAGAAGAGUGGUACUUUGGGAAGAUCGGGCGCAAAGACGCAGAGCGGCAGCUCCUGUGCCACACCAACUGCAGAGGCACCUUCCUCAUUCGGGAGAGUGAGACAACCAAAGGUGCCUACUCCCUCUCCAUCCGGGACUGGGAUGAGGCCAAGGGAGACCACGUGAAGCACUAUAAGAUCCGGAAACUGGAUAGCGGGGGGUACUACAUCACCACCCGUGCCCAGUUCAACACCGUCCAGCAGCUGGUCCAGCACUAUAUAGAGCGGGCAGCUGGGCUGUGCUGCCGCCUGGCCGUGCCGUGCCACAAGGGAACCCCCAAACUGGCCGACCUCUCAGUCAAAACCAAAGAUGUGUGGGAGAUCCCCCGUGAAUCCCUCCAGCUCCUCAAGAAGCUGGGAAAUGGGCAGUUCGGGGAAGUCUGGAUGGAGUACAACGACGGGUUGUGCCAUCUGCUCACCCACCCGUGCCCUGCUGUGAAGCCACAGACCCUGGGAUUAGCUAAGGACGCCUGGGAGAUAGCACGGGAAUCCAUCACCCUCGACGGGAAACUUGGCAUGGGAUGUUUCGGAGCCGUGUGGAUGGGCACAUGGAAUGGCACCACGAAGGUGGCGGUGAAGACGCUGAAGCCAGGGACCAUGUCCCCUGAGGCUUUCCUGGAGGAGGCUCAGAUCAUGAAGCGCUUGCGGCACGACAAGCUGGUGCAGCUCUACGCUGUGGUGUCGGAGGAGCCCAUCUACAUUGUCACCGAGUUCAUGAGCCAGGGGAGCUUGUUGGAUUUCCUGAAGGAUGGGGACGGUCGCUACCUGAAGCUGCCCCAGCUGGUGGACAUGGCUGCCCAGAUUGCGGCGGGCAUGGCGUACAUUGAGCGGAUGAACUACAUCCACCGGGAUCUCCGUGCUGCCAACAUCCUGGUGGGGGACAACCUCGUGUGCAAGAUCGCUGACUUCGGCCUCGCUCGCCUCAUCGAGGACGAUGAGUACACGGCGCGGCAGGGUGCCAAGUUCCCCAUCAAGUGGACGGCUCCGGAGGCUGCGCUUUUUGGGAGGUUCACCAUCAAGUCUGACGUCUGGUCCUUUGGCAUCCUCCUGACUGAGCUGGUGACCAAAGGCCGGGUGCCCUACCCAGGGAUGAACAAUCGAGAGGUGCUGGAGCAGGUGGAGCGGGGGUACCGCAUGCAGUGCCCGGGGAGCUGCCCCCCGUCCCUGCAUGAGGUGAUGGUGCAAUGCUGGAAGAGGGAACCCGAGGAACGCCCCACCUUUGAGUACCUCCAGUCCUUCCUCGAGGAUUAUUUCACUGCCACCGAGCCCCAGUACCAGCCCGGGGACAACCAGUGACCCAUGCUGGCACCCUCAGGAAGCUCCGGGGUGGCUUUGGGGUGAAUCUCCUUUUUUCUUUAGAGGUCGUUGCUUCCUUUGGCUGUGCCCCCCCAAAUGCCUUUGCAUUGCAGUGCUCAGGGUGCCCAGGGAGGACACAGAGCUUUGCACAAGGAUGUUGGACUCAGAGAGGAGACAAACUGUGUGCCCCAGCCCCCCCUUACCCCACUCUCUUUAUUGUCUUCACACCCAGCUUUGACUGCAGGGGGGACUGUGGGGAACCCCCAUGAGCCCUCCAGACACCCCCAGACCCACAGCAGCAGAGGGCUUGGGGGGAGCUCCCCAUGCCAGCCCCAAUCUCUUCUGGGAGCACAGCUGGGUGGGUUUCAGCCCCCCAAAAACCUGGCACUGACCUGUGGGAGGUCAUCUCAACCCUCCCUCCCGUUAUAUCUCCUUUAAUUUAUAAGAUUUUAUAUGUCUCCACCAAGCAGCCCCUACCAAGGGAUCCCAGUAUUUGGGGGACCCCUUUGUCCCCUGCCUCACCUCCUCUGCUUUACAGCACAGCCAGGUCCUGAAAGCCAUACAGACACCUCUGCUUGUGCUGGGGGACAGGGGGCCAUAAGGACCUGGGGGGACCCUGGCAGGGGGACAGCUCUGCCCCAGGGGCUGUUCCCUCCUGCCCUGCGGGGGCAGGACGAGGGUACGGGAUGGGGUCACCCCACAGCACGUGGGGAGGUCAUGGCUCAAUGCUCUGCACCGGGAAUUAAGGAGGCCUGGGGGUGUCAGUGUGAAUGUAAGGGCUUCAGAGGGUGCCACCCUGCCUGCUGCCUCUCCAGGCACUCCCAUUCUUGAGUGGGGUCCCAGCCCUGUGCCCCACAGCCAGUAACCCUCCCACACCCCUAGGGCAGGGCUGUGGGCAGAC
Pseudopodoces humilis (Tibetan ground-tit) is the source of this 2898-nucleotide messenger RNA. RefSeq names its product FGR proto-oncogene, Src family tyrosine kinase (gene FGR). The record is from RefSeq and is a predicted model, not a curated record. Gene Ontology annotation, molecular function: ATP binding; protein binding; protein tyrosine kinase activity. Lineage: Eukaryota; Metazoa; Chordata; Aves; Passeriformes; Paridae. Gene Ontology annotation, biological process: protein phosphorylation.